AUGUCUUCGCCCAAUUGGUCCCAAAACUAUUCAAAUAACAUGAGUUCUGGUUAUGUGUCGACCGAAAUGAUGGCACCGUUUCAGGCGAUGGACACAAUCGGCGGGAAUGCAGUUCUGCCCACAUCUCAGAUAGAGAUGACCCUCUCGUGCCGUAAUCUCAUCAAUAAAGACAUUCUCUCCAAAUCUGAUCCCUUCUGUUUGGUUCAGAUGAAGGACUCCUGGAGUGAGAAGUUUAACGAAAUCGGAAGAACCGAAACCAUUACCGAUAACCUGAACCCCGAAUGGGUUAAGAAGUUUGUCAUCAGUUAUAAC
Molecule: messenger RNA, 312 nt
Organism: Medioppia subpectinata
Lineage: Eukaryota; Metazoa; Arthropoda; Arachnida; Sarcoptiformes; Oppiidae
Source: the annotation of a GenBank genome assembly